AUGGUAAAAUACGACGAUUUACGGGUGGAGUGGAUCCGGCAGUGCGUGACUGCUGGCUUCGUUUUACCGGAGCAUCCCAAUACUUUCGACGAGCUACUCGGUCGUGAAGAAGAAGCAGAAAAAGUGCUCCGCUUUUUGGACUUUGUCUCCGAGGAAGAUUCGCCAUCAUGUCUUUUGUUUUUCAAAACUGUAAAAGAGGAAGAAAUUGAAGUUAAGAUUCCACUUGAAAGGAAGACAGAUGACGCUUCAGAUGCUGAUGGGACUCCGAAUGGAGCAGAGAACACCUCAGGCUCAGAGGAGAUAUGUGAAGGGCUUGAGAUUCAAGUUGUUCGUCACAUUGAGCUUCACAUGUCAGUAAAUGAUUUCCCAAAGCAGUUUGUGAAAUCCACUCUGUUCUACUUCAUCAGGAACACAAAGGAUGAGAUUGUGCUGCACAUACCUGAGCUAGACCUGAAGCCAAAGGUAGACGUACUGCUAUCUGACCGAGAGAUGGUGGAGAAGUUGGAGCAGUGUUUGAUGAACUGGCAGACUAAGAUCACCGUUGUUAUGGAGGAGCAGCAAAACAAACAGCCACAGGCACCUGGCCCUUUGGCCGAGAUAGCUCUUUGGCAGGGGCGAGCAUCCGUCCUGAAUGUUCUGAGUGAGCAACUCAAUCAGCCCGUCGUAAGGAAGGUUUUGGAAGUGAUGGCCAAAGCAGAUUCAAGUAUGGUUCAGACCCUGGAAGGAACGGUGGCUGAACUCACUAAGUACCGUGUGGAGGCAGACGACAAUUUUCACUUCCUCACCAUACUGAAACGAAACUUCCUGAAUCUCGCUACUGCAGCAAAUUUGAGUGGGAUCCUUGAGACCAUCCCUGAUUUGAUGGGCAGCCUGCAGGUUGUGUGGAUGAUCUCUUGCCACUACAACACAAACGAGCGCAUGGUGCCUCUCAUGGAACGUAUUGCCUGGCAGCUGUGCGAACGCGUGCUUCCAAUAAUCGGAGUCAGCAUGCUAUUCAAAAAUAAAAGGGAAGUGGCCAAAUCCAAGGUGCGUGAUGCUAAACAGGUCCUCGACCAGUGGAAAUCCUCCUACUUUGAGGUGCGCGCUGAAAUUGAAGAAUCAGGCAGGAAUCAGCGCUGGGAAUUCGACCGUAAGAGGCUGUUUGAGAGGACUGACUACAUUGCUUCCGUCUGCCAGGACCUGCUGAAUGUUUUGCAGAUUUUGGAAGAGUUCUAUAACAUCUUCGGUCCGGAGCUAAAAGGUGUGACCAGUGACCUGAAACGCAUCGAUGAAGUGCUGUGCAGAGUGGAUAGUCUGAUUGGGCCUAUUGAAGAAUUCAGUUGCGAUAUUUUCAAAAUCCAUAAGAUGCCCGGCUGGAAAAUGAUCAUGCAAGACUUUAACACAACAGUUCAGGCUAUUGAGGUGGAGGCCAUUAACCUUAUCGAUCAGUCCUUUAAGACACAGCGCUCUUCAGCUGCUGCCUUUGACAUGCUCUUGAAAUUCAAACACAUCGUCUCCAGAGAGGCUGUCAACCGCCAUUUGAUGCAAAAGUCUAACGACAUCCUGGCUCAGUAUUGCAAAGAGGUGGACAGCAUAAAUGACAUGUUUGAGGCAGAGAAAGACAAACCACCAACCCUUCUUAGGAAUGAGCCUCCAGUGGCAAAGUCCAUCAGAUGGGCUCAGUCUAUUGUGCAUCCCAUCAAACAAACCAUCCUCCCCUUCCUGAAAGAGCAGCAUAUGUUUGAGUGUGAGAAUAUCAAAGUGGCCAAAGACAAGUAUAUGGAAAUGGCAGUGAAGAUCAGAGACUUUAAAUUGAAGAAGUUUGAGAACUGGACUGCUGUGACAGCACAUAACUUGCCAUUGCUAAUGAAACAAGCCCUGCUGGUCAUCACUACCGAUGAAAAGCAGAGCGGGUAUGAAGUCCCACUGACUCUGAGAGAGGUGAGAUACAUUGUGAAUUUUGCUCCAGAACUCAGAGAAAUCAUUUCUGAGGCGUUCCACCUUGAGUUACAGGACUACACUUUGCCUGAUCUGGCUAAAAUUGUUGCUCUACAAGAGGACAAGUUCAUCAGAUACGUGAAUGAUCUGAGAAAAACUGUCAACUGCUACCACUCAGUGAUGGACAGCCUGAGUGCUGCACAGUGCAAAAUGUUGGAACAGCAAAUGAAAAUGGUCCAAGGAGUAUUGCAAUUUGGAUGCAAAAGACUCAACUGGAAAUCUUUGGGCAUCAACGACUUCAUCAAACGUGGCUCUCAGGCUGUGUCUAAGUUUGAAUCGGUUGUCAACCAGAUUCAGAUGAAUGAGAAGGAGAUUGAGUCCAAGCUGCAAUCCAUAGGGAUGGCCAAUUUACUGAAGUUUCCAGUCCCAGAUAACGACCUACCAAGUGUCAAAGAGUUCUUUGAACGUGUUGAGCGAGACCAAACCAAGACCGUGAAUCCGCUGAGUAGGAUGUACGCAGACAUUGGACCCCUCAUCACUAAGACGGAACAUCUGAUCAUGGGAACGUGCAGUGGCAAGGCCGAAUGUAUGGCAGAUUACUACAAGUACUGGGAACGCAGAGUGCUGGACUCUCUUACAAAGAUGGUGCUGAGGAAUCUCCAGGCCUUUAACACGGUCCUGAUGGGAAACACCGCUCUUUUCCAAAUUGAUGCCAUCCUGCCUGGCCCUAAGAUUGUGACGCAGCCCCUAAGCAAAGAGAUCUACUCGCUGAUGAAGAAAUGUCUCAAAGACUGUAUAGAGAGCACAAAGCAAUUUCCGCGUUGGAUGCGUGGGACCUGCAUGCUGUGCCCUCCAGAGUAUGUGUUCAGUGAGGAUGGAUCGGUGAUGUUUAGCUUCCGCGAGGAGGUGUGGCCAAAUUCUCAGAUAAAUGAAAUCGCCUCCACAGUUCACCAGAACAUCCAGCGGCUGCUCUCCUCUGUGGAACAGAACCUCCUCCACUGGACACGCUAUCGGACUCUCUGGGAAAAGAAUAUUACCAUCACCAACGAAAAGUUUGCUGCAAAAAAACCAUCCUUUGCCAGUUACGACGAUAAGAUGAGCUUAUAUUCUGAUAGGAUUCAGGAAGUGAUGCAGGAGCAAAUGUUCAGGAAUGAGCACGUCAUCCGUUUGAACCUGGAGCCCCUGGCUAACACACUGCGGGAGUCUGCUGAGUCCUGGAUCCAUUCAUUAGGUAGCCUGCUCAACAAGCCUGCCAAGGAGGAUCUGCUCAACUUAAGAGAUACACUCAUGCAACUCUCUGAGAAUCUACAACAAGACCCUGAAACCUUUGAAAACCUGAAGUCUGUCCUUGGCACCAUAUCAGACAUCAGGGACAUGUCUGUAGAUGUGGAGUUGAGAUACACCGAUAUCCAGGAGAGCUACAGAACACUGGCCAUCUACAAAGUGCAGGUCGGGAAAGAUGAACUGGAGCUGGUGGGGAAAAUUGAGCAAACAUGGAAAGACCUGUCUGCCGCAUCCAAACAUGUGGAUCGAAGUCUGACAGAUGUCAAGAAAUCAUUUGUUCAGACUACAAAGGACAAGAUUGGAGAGUUCACGCAGGAGUUGUCUAUCUUUGCUGAGAGCUUUAACAUGCAUGGUCCUGGAGCUGUGGGAGAUGAUUUGGAGAAAGGACUGACCAUAAUGGCAACCUAUGAAGCAGACCUUGCUAAGAUAGUGGCGGGACGGCAGGAGCUAGCUAACGCUGAAAAGCUGUUGGACCUACCAGUCACCAUGUACCCGGAUGUGAUCAGCAUACAGAGAGACAUGGAUGGCCUGAGACAGAUAUACGGUGUCUAUAAAGCUCAAAUGGACGCAAAGACGGAGUGGUCUCAGACGCUGUGGGUCGAUUUAGACAUCCAGCAGCUACAGGAGGGUGUUGAGGGAUUUAUCAAAAGCUUGAGGCAGCUGCCCAAAGAUGUGCGGGCGUUACCUGUGGCCUUCUUCCUGGAGGGACGCAUGAAGGAGUUUAGAGACUCUCUGCCUCUGCUCCUGGACUUGAAGAAUGAGGCUCUCCGAGACAGACACUGGAAGGAACUGAUGGAAAAGACCGGCACCAGGUUUGAGAUGAACGACAGCUUCACUCUGGAGAAUAUGUUUGCUAUGGAGUUGAACAAAUAUGCAAAUGUCAUAGGAGAAAUUGUCACCUCUGCUGUGAAAGAGCUCAGUAUUGAGAAGGGUGUGAAGGAGGUGGUCGAGACCUGGGAGAACAUGAAGUUCAGUGUGCUGCCCUAUUUCAAAGGCACGCAGGAUCGUGGUUCUGUUCUGGGUGCAGUGGAAGAGAUAAUGCUGAAUGUGGACAACGAUGCCAUGAACUUACAGAGCAUGGCGGGCAGCCGGUUUGUUGGACCUUUCCUGGGCCCCAUACAGCAAUGGGAAAAAGAUCUAUCCCUUAUCAGUGAGACCAUAGAGGUAUGGAUGAUGGUCCAACGGAAAUGGAUGUACCUGGAGAGCAUAUUCGUUGGUGGAGACAUUAGCUCGCAGUUACCAGAGGAAGCCAAGAAAUUUGAUAACAUUGACAAGAAGUUUAAAGAGAUAAUGAGUGACACAGUGAAGGGUCCAACCAUUAAGCGCUGCUGUUUGAUUCCCAACCGGCUGACAUACCUGCAAACCCUAAGUGACGAUCUAGAGAGGUGCCAGAAGAGUCUAAACGAUUACCUGGACUCCAAACGGAACGCUUUUCCUCGCUUCUUCUUCAUCUCGGAUGAUGAACUGCUCAGCAUUCUGGGGAGUAGUGACCCUUCCUGUGUCCAGGAGCACAUGAUAAAGAUGUAUGACAACAUAGCAUCUCUGAGAUUUGAUGCGGAAGGCGAUGGGGAGACAGUAGCCAAAGCCAUGGUGUCUGCUGAGGGUGAGCUGAUGGAGCUGAGAAAAGCUGUCCCGGUGAAGGGCAGCGUGGAGGAGUGGAUGACAGGGAUUCUACUGGAGAUGAGGAGGACUAAUAGACUCAUCACCAAGGAAGCAAUCUUCCGCUACUGUGCAGACAUGAGCAGGGUGGACUGGAUGCUGCUGUAUCAGGGAAUGGUGGUGCUGGCUGCGAGUCAAGUGUGGUGGACCUGGGAAGUAGAGGACGUCUUUAAGAAUGUGAAGAAAGGAGAGAAGAACGCACUGAAGAACUAUGCUAACAAAAUGCACCAGCAGAUUGAUGAGCUGGUGAAACGCAUUACACAACCUAUGAAGAAAAACGACAGGCGAAAGAUCAACACUGUCCUUAUCAUCGAUGUCCAUGCAAGAGACAUCGUGGACAGCUUUGUACAGAACAGUAUAAUGGACGCACAGGAGUUUGAGUGGGAAAGCCAACUCAGAUUCUACUGGGUCAAGAAACACGACAACCUGUUUGUGUGGCAGUGCAGCGCGUCGUUCUCUUACGGCUAUGAAUACAUGGGGUUGAACGGACGAUUGGUUAUAACCCCACUGACAGACCGCAUCUACCUCACCCUCACGCAGGCCCUCUCCAUGUACCUGGGAGGAGCUCCUGCUGGACCGGCUGGUACAGGGAAGACAGAGUCCACCAAAGAUCUAGCCAAGGCUUUGGGUCUGCUCUGUGUGGUUACCAACUGCGGGGAAGGCAUGGACCACAUGGCUAUGGGUAAGAUCUUCUCUGGACUUGCCCAGUGUGGAGCGUGGGGCUGCUUCGAUGAGUUCAAUCGCAUCGAUGCCUCGGUGCUGUCAGUUAUCUCCUCCCAAAUCCAGACUAUCCGCAAAGCUCUCAUUCUGCACCUGAAAAGGUUUCAUUUCGAGGGGCAGGAGAUCAGCCUGGACAGUCGCAUGGGGAUUUUCAUCACCAUGAACCCAGGUUAUGCAGGACGCACAGAGCUGCCGGAAUCCGUGAAAGCCCUGUUCAGACCGGUGGUGGUCAUUGUGCCGGACCUGCAGCAGAUUUGUGAGAUCAUGCUCUUCUCUGAGGGCUUCUUAUUGGCCAAGGUGCUGGCAAAGAAGAUGACAGUCCUGUAUAAGCUGGCCCGUGAGCAGCUGUCCAAGCAGUCUCAUUAUGACUUUGGCCUGCGAGCGCUGAAGUCUGUCUUGGUGAUGGCAGGAGAGCUGAAGAGAGGCUCACCAGAUCUCAGUGAGGAUGUGGUUUUGAUGCGUGCGCUCAGGGACAUGAACCUUCCAAAGUUUGUGUUUGAGGACGUGCCCCUGUUCCUCGGGCUGAUCACAGAUCUGUUCCCUGGGCUGGACUGCCCUCGGGUUCGCUAUCCCAACUUCAAUGAUGCCGUGGAAGGGAUCCUGGAGGAGAACAAAUACGUCAUGCUGCCAAACCAGGUGGAUAAAGUGGUGCAGAUGUACGAGACGAUGAUGACGAGACACACUACAAUGGUUGUGGGCCCCACAGGCGGAGGGAAAUCUGUUGUGAUUAACACAUUAUGUCAAGCUCAGACCAAAUUGGGAGACCAAACCAAAAUGUAUCCCCUGAACCCAAAAGCCAUGAGUGUCAUUGAACUUUACGGGAUUUUGGACCCUGAGACUCGAGACUGGACGGAUGGGAUCCUAUCCAACAUCUUCCGGGACAUCAACAGGCCUACUGAUAAAAAAGAGCGAAGGUACAUCCUGUUCGAUGGGGAUGUGGAUGCUCUGUGGGUGGAGAAUAUGAACUCAGUGAUGGAUGACAACAAAAUCCUCACACUAGCUAACGGAGAAAGGAUACGUCUACAGAAUCACUGUGCUCUGCUUUUCGAGGUUGGAGAUCUGCAGUACGCUUCCCCUGCUACUGUUUCCCGCUGUGGGAUGGUUUUUGUUGACCCCAAAAAUCUACGUUACACCCCAUACUGGCAGAGAUGGGUAAUCGACAGGACGGAGAAGGAACAAAAAAUGCUCAACCAACUGUUCGAGAAGUAUGUGCACAGCUCUAUUGAAAUGAUUGUGGAAGGUAUUGUUAACGGCAAACAGGGCCAGAAACUGAAGACUGUUGUCCCUCAGACAGAUCUGAACAUGGUGACUCAGCUGUGCUUGACACUGGAUGCACUGCUAGAGAGUGAGAGCAUCACUGCUGAUGUAGUGGAGUGUUACUUCCUGGAAGCUCUGUACUGCUCACUGGGGGCCACGUUGAUGGAGAGCAGCAGGAUCAAGUUUGAUGAGUUCAUCAAAAAACUCUCCUGUCUAUCCACAGUGCAUGAUGAGAAAGCCCUCGCUGGGCCUGGUGAGAUCCCAGGAUAUCUCCCCACCCUGUAUGAUUUCCAUUUUGAUGGAACACGGCAGAAGUGGGUUCCCUGGAGUUCUUUGGUCCCAAAAUACAUUUACAACCCUGAUUUGAAGUUUGCUGAUAUUCUAGUACCGACUAUCGACACCACGAGAGCCAGCUGGAUCCUGGAGCAGAUGGUGAAGAUAAAGCGGCCGGUGCUGCUGGUCGGAGAGUCGGGCACUUCCAAGACUGCCACCAUCCAUAACUUCCUGAAGAACCUCAAUGCAGACAGAAUUAUUACUCUGAUCAUCAACUUAUCAUCCAGAACAACUUCAAUGGACCUGCAGAGGAACCUCGAGGCCAACGUGGAGAAAAGAACCAAAGAGAUCUAUGGGCCUAGUAUGGGGAAGAGACUGCUGGUGCUCAUAGAUGACAUGAAUAUGCCUAAGGUGGAUAGCUACGGCACACAACAGCCCAUUGCACUCCUGAGGCUGUUAUUGGACCGAGGAGGCAUGUAUGACAGAGGGAAAGAUCUUAACUACAAAACCCUCAAGGACCUUGGUUUUAUUGCAGCCAUGGGAAAGGCGGGAGGUGGGAGGAACGAGGUGGACCCCCGCUUCGUCUCGCUCUUCAGUGUCUUCAACAUCCCCUUCCCUGCAGUGGAAUCUCUCCACCUUAUCUAUGGUUCCAUCCUCAAAGGCCACACCAGGGGAUUUGAAGACGCCAUACAGAAGGUUUGUGAUAGAGUCACCUUGUGCACGCUGGAACUGUACAACAACAUCAUCAAAGAUCUACCCCCCACUCCCUCCAAGUUCCACUACAUCUUCAACUUGAGGGACCUGUCAAGAGUUUACAAUGGACUGACCCUCACCAAACCUGACAGGUUUUUGACUGUCACCCAAUUUGUCCGUGUCUGGAGGAAUGAAUGUCUGAGAAUCUUCCAUGACAGACUCAUUGACGAAACUGACAAAGCCUUGGUCCAAGGCCACAUAAAGAAUCUGAUUGAGGAGCAUUUUAAGUCAGACAUGGAGACAGUCAUGAGGGACCCAAUUCUUUUUGGAGACUACAGGACAGCCCUCAGUGAGACUGAACCCAGGGCCUAUGAGGACAUACAGGACUAUGACGUGUCGAAAGCCCUGUUCCAGGAAAUUCUCGAGGAAUAUAAUGAGAACAAGUCGCGGAUGAACCUAGUGCUGUUUGUCGAUGCCCUGGAUCAUCUGACCCGCGUGCACCGCAUCAUCCGCAUCGACCGAGGCCAUGCGUUGCUUGUUGGUGUGGGGGGCUCUGGCAAGCAGUCCCUUACCAGGCUCGCUGCCUACACCGCAGGAUGUGAGGUGUUUGAGAUAACUCUAAGCAGAGGAUACGGUGAGACAAACUUCCGCGAUGACCUGAAAGCUCUGUACUUGAAGCUUGGCAUUGAAAAUAAGAAGACAGUGUUCCUCUUUACUGAGGCCCAUGUUGCAGAGGAAGGCUUCUUGGAACUCAUAAACAACAUGCUCACCUCAGGCAUUGUUCCCGCAUUGUUCCCUGAUGACGAGAAGGAGUCAGUACUCAACCAGCUUCGAGAUGAGGCUCUAACAAUGGGAGCAGGGCCUUCUAAAGAGAGUGUGUGGCAAUAUUUUGUCAACAAGAGUGCCAACAAUCUACACAUUGUUUUAGGCAUGUCACCAGUGGGGGAUACCCUAAGGACGCGCUGUAGGAACUUCCCAGGGCUGAUGAAUAAUACUGUCAUAGACUGGUUCCUGCCAUGGCCUCCACAGGCGUUACUUGCAGUGGCUCAGUCUUUCCUCGGUGAAAGUCCGAUGAUUCCUGAGGCACACACUGCAGCAGUGAUAGCUCAUGUCUGCAUGGUGCACAGCUCUGUGGGUGACUACAGCAAGCUUUUCCAGCAGAAGCUCAGACGUUGUAACUAUGUCACUCCGAAGAACUACUUGGACUUUAUUAGCACCUAUGCUAACCUCUUGGAGGAAAAGGACCAAUAUAUUCUGGCUCAGUGCAAGCAUCUCGAGGGAGGUUUGGAUAAACUGAAGGAAGCCAGUGUGCAGCUGGCCGAGUUAAAUAUCAAGCUGGCGGAUCAGAAGGUGGUCCUGGCUGAAAAGUCCAUAGCUUGUGAGGCCCUGCUGAAUGAGAUCGCAACAAACACGGAUAUAGCUGAGGAGAAAAAGACUCUGGCAGAGGACAAAGCCAAAGAGAUUGAAGAGCAGAACAAAGUGAUCGCUGUGGAGAAGAAGGAAGCUGAAAGUUCCCUGGCUGAGGCUCUGCCCGCGUUAGAGGCAGCCCGCAUCGCCCUGCAAGACCUGGAAAAAUCUGAUGUCACAGAGAUCCGAUCUUUUGCAAAGCCUCCCAAACAGGUGCAGGUGGUUUGCGAGUGCAUCCUGGUGUUGCGUGGCUACAAGGAGAUCAGUUGGCAGUCCGCCAAGGGGAUGAUGUCCGAGGCUAGCUUCCUGCGGUCGCUCAUGGAGAUGGACUGUGAUUCCAUAAGUAACAACCAGGUCACGACAGUUCGAGGCUUCCUCAGGAACCUCCAGACCAGCUUUGAGGAGAUGCAAGCCAUCAGUAAGGCCGGCUCAGGAAUGCUCAAGUUUGUCGAAGCUAUUAUGGGUUACUGUGAGGUGGCAAGGGAGAUAAAACCUAAGAGAGAGAAGUUGGCACGCCUAGAGAGGAACUUCUUUCAGAUUAAGCGGGAGCUGGAGCGCAUUCAGAGUGAGCUUAAUGAUAUCCAGAAAGAGUUGCAAGCUCUUGGAGAUAAGUACCAAGCUGCUAUCGAGGAGAAACAGAUGCUACAGGAGGAGGCUGAGCUCAUGGAGAGGAGGCUGAUCGCUGCUGACAAACUCAUCUCUGGCCUGAGCUCUGAAAAUGAACGGUGGACACAAGAUUUGGAGGAGUUGAAGCAGCGGCGCGUUCGUCUCCUGGGUGACUGUCUGGUCUCUGCUGCUUUCCUGAGCUAUGUAGGGGCCUUUAGCUCGGACUUUAGGAAUGAAAUGGUUAACCAAGUUUGGGUUAAGGAUGUGCUGGAGAGAAGCAUCCCCUUGAGCCAGCCUUUCAUAGUGGAAAACCUUCUGACUGAUGAGGUAGAAAUCAGCAGAUGGGGCUCAGAGGGCUUGCCUCCAGAUGAGCUGUCAGUGCAGAAUGGUAUCCUCACAAGCAGAGGGAGCCGUUUCCCCAUGUGUAUCGACCCACAGCAGCAAGCCCUUAACUGGAUAAAGAAAAAGGAAGCAAAGAAUAACCUCAAGAUCUCAUCAUUCAAUGAUCCAGACUUCCUGAAGCAGCUCGAGAUGGCCAUCAAAUACGGCUUCCCAUUCCUUUUUCAAGACGUGGAUGAGUACAUCGACCCUGUGAUUGACAAUGUCUUGGAGAAGAAUGUGAAAGGAGCAGAGGGCAGACAGGUCAUCAUGCUGGGUGACAAGGAGGUGGACUACGAUCCAAACUUCAAGCUGUACCUCAACACCAAACUGUCUAACCCCAAAUACUCCCCAUCAGUGUUUGGAAAAGCCAUGGUCAUUAACUACACUGUAACCCUAAAGGGUCUGGAGGACCAGCUGCUGAGUGUUAUCAUGGGCUUUGAGAAGAAGGAGCUGGAGGAGCAGCGCGAGCUUUUGAUACAAGAAACGAGCAACAAUAAAAAGCUGCUGAAGAACCUCGGGGACUCCCUGCUCAGAGAGCUGGCCACGUCCUCAGGCAACAUGUUGGACAACACAGAGUUGGUUCACACAUUGGAGGAAACAAAGUCCAAAGCCAGGGAGGUGUCUGAGAAACUGAAGUUGGCUCAGAAGACAUCCGUGGACAUUGAUCAACUCAGAGACGGUUAUCGACCGGCUGCGAAGCGCGGUGCCAUCUUGUUCUUUGCACUGACAGAAAUGGCUCUAGUUAACAGCAUGUACCAGUACUCUCUGGCCUCCUACCUGGGAGUGUUUGACUCAUCACUGCGCAAAUCUCUGCCUGACUCCGUCCUGCUCCAAAGACUGAAGAACAUCAUGAACACUCUGACUUACAGUGUUUAUAACUAUGGCUGCACAGGUCUGUUUGAGAGACACAAGCUGCUCUUCUCCUUCAACAUGACCAUCAAGAUUGAACAGGCAGAAGGAAGGUCACCUCAGGAGGAGUUGGAGUUCUUCAUCAAGGGUAAUCUAUCCCUGGAAAAGAGCACCCGCAAAAAGCCUUGUGACUGGCUUGCAGACCAAGGCUGGGAGGACAUAGUGAAACUAGCAGAGCUGUUUCCCCAGCAGUUUGGCUCUCUGCCCGAAGACGUUGAGAAAAAUUCCACUGACUGGAAGUCUUGGUAUGACUUAGAUGGACCAGAACAGGCUCCAUUCCCCAUGAAAUAUGAGGAGAGCCUUUCAGCCUUUCAGAAGCUGCUGUUGCUGCGCUGCUUCCGUGUCGAUAGAGUCUACAGAGCUGGGACUGACUAUGUCACGGUCACCAUGGGCGAGAAAUAUGUGCAGCCUCCUGUGAUCAACUUUGACGCAAUUUAUGAACAAAGCACACCUUUCUCCCCCAUUGUUUUCAUCCUGAGCCCCGGCUCUGACCCAGCCACGGACCUCAUGAAACUAGCAGAGAGGUCCGGCUUUGAGGGCAACAAGUUCAAGUUCCUUGCUAUGGGCCAAGGCCAAGAGAAGGUGGCACUGCAGUUGCUGGAGAGGGCGGUGUCCCGGGGUCAGUGGUUAAUGCUGCAGAACUGCCAUCUGCUGGUAAAGUGGCUAAAGGAACUGGAGAAGUCCCUAGAGAUGAUCACCAAGCCCAACCCCAGCUUCCGCCUGUGGGUCACCACUAACCCUAUCACAGAUUUUCCCAUUGGAAUCCUGCAAAAGUCUCUCAAGGUGGUGACGGAGCCUCCCAAUGGUCUCAAGCUGAACAUGAGAGCCACAUACUGUAAAAUCUCCCGUGAGACCUUGAAUGCAUGUUCUCACCCAGCCUUCCGCAGCCUGGUGUAUGUGCUGGCCUUCUUCCAUGCUGUGGUGCAAGAGAGGCGCAAGUACGGCAAGAUCGGCUGGAACGUCCGCUACGACUUCAAUGAGUCUGACUUCUCUGUGAGUAUGGAGAUCCUGAACACCUACCUGACCAAAGCUCACAACCAAGAACAAAGCGAUAUUCCGUGGGGAAGUCUCAAAUACCUUAUUGGGGAGGUGAUGUAUGGUGGGCGAGCCAUAGAUAGCUUUGACCGCAGGAUCCUGAACGUCUACAUGGACGAGUACUUCGGAGACUUCCUCUUCUACACAUUUCGGCAGUUCCACUUCUUCAGCAACAAGGACGUAGCCUAUAAGAUCCCUCCAAAUGGGCCUGAGAGCUCAUAUACUGAUGAGAUUGAGAAUCUGCCGAUGGCAAACACACCAGAAGUGUUGGGUCUUAAUUCCAAUGCAGAGAUAGGAUACUACACUCAGGCAGCGAAAGACAUGUGGAGUCACCUCAUAGACCUGCAGCCUCAGACAGGCGACUCUGGUGGAAGCAUCAGCAGGGAUGAGUUUAUCAGCCAGGUGGCCCAGGACAUUCAGAACAAGCUGCCUAAGUUAUUCGACAUAGACGUGAUCUGUAAAAAGUUUGGCACAGACAUUACACCGACCUCAGUGGUGCUGCUUCAAGAACUGGAGCGCUUCAACAAGCUAGUGGUCUGCAUGCAGCGCUCUCUGCUCGAGCUGCAAAGGGCGUUGUCUGGUGAGGUGGGUAUGAGCAGCGAGUUGGAUGAGGUCGCUCGGGCUCUUUUUAACGGUCACAUCCCGGCCAUCUGGAAGAAGUUGGCUCCUGACACUCUCAAGUCCCUCGGCAACUGGAUGAGCCAUUUCAAGAGGCGUUAUGAACAGUAUAGCUACUGGGUGGAGAAGGAAGAGCCAAAGGUUAUGUGGCUGUCAGGACUACAUAUCCCAGAGUCCUACUUGACUGCCCUGGUUCAAACCGCAUGCAGGAAGAACUGUUGGCCUCUGGACCUUUCCACGCUGUACACAGAGGUCACCCAGUACCGCAGUGAGGAUGAGAUCAGUGACAGACCUGGACAGGGUUGCUACGUGUCUGGUCUGUAUCUAGAGGGAGCAGACUGGGACACGGAGGAGGGCUGUCUGGUGAAGAGUCAACCAAAAGUUCUGGUUGUUGAACUUCCCAUCCUCAAAGUCAUCCCCAUAGAGGCACGGCGCCUGAGGUUACAGAAUACAUUACGGACACCAGUGUACACCACUUCUCUGCGCAGGAAUGCAAUGGGUGUGGGAUUGGUGUUUGAGGCAGACCUGUUCACCACCAUGCACCUCUCCCACUGGGUGCUCCGGGGGGUUUGUCUAUGCCUCAACGCUGACUAAAGAUUCACUGAGCGGUUUAGCUUUCACACAGCUUGUUCAGACAUGCUGAUUAUUUUAAUUUUUAAGAAAUCAUUCGUUUUGACUUAUUGGCCAACAUAUAAGUUAUGAGAACAUCGUUUAUAUAUUGUUAAAAGGUAAUAUAUGCACAAAACAAAAAACCACAAUUUUGCCGUAUUACUUAGUUCACAGCUUAUAUUUAUUUACCACUAGAUGGCAGCACACAUCAGUCCUGAGCCCUUCCCUCUUGGCAGUAGCACCAGGGAUUUCUUUUGGCUGCUGCAGUGGGCUAAAGUGCCAGCAGGCUAUGGUGGCUCAUCUUUCAGACCCACUAGUAUUUUACUUCUGUAUUUAUGAAUAAAUGUUUGCAAAUAAUUUUAAA
Messenger RNA from Eleginops maclovinus (Patagonian blennie), 13732 nucleotides. It is a transcript of the gene dnah10, whose product is annotated as dynein axonemal heavy chain 10. Bases 1 to 13353 code for a protein of 4450 amino acids. Gene Ontology annotation, cellular component: dynein complex; 9+2 motile cilium. The record is from RefSeq and is a predicted model, not a curated record. Gene Ontology annotation, biological process: cilium movement involved in cell motility. Lineage: Eukaryota; Metazoa; Chordata; Actinopteri; Perciformes; Eleginopidae. Gene Ontology annotation, molecular function: ATP hydrolysis activity; dynein intermediate chain binding; ATP binding. The transcript has 76 exons.